UCCGGGGUGAGGACCGCUAGAGGCGCGGGACACGCGCGACCCUCGCGGCCACACUACUCCCCAGCCUCGUGACUACCUGGCAGAGAAACUCCUGCUCGACGGGGCGAGGGGCAUUGCUCCAUUCCCGGCAGAGACUACCCUGGCAGAGAAACUCCUGCGCGAGACGAGCCGGGGAGGGGCCGGGCCGAGGGCGGCCGGGCAGGAAGCAGCGCGUACCUUCCGCCGCCGGAGGAGCAGGUGGCUGCAGUGCAGCCCGGGGCCCAGGCUUCCUGUGUGCGCGCCGGUGGGCUACUGUUUCCCGCCCCGGAGCGAGUUGGGCCGCCCCGGCCCGGCCCCAUGGCCCAGACCCCCGACGGAAUCUCCUGUGAGCUCCGAGGCGAGAUCACCAGGUUCCUGUGGCCAAAGGAGGUGGAACUGCUGCUGAAAACCUGGCUACCCUAUGAGGGUGCUGAGCCGAGUUAUGUCCUGGUGCUGCUACGAUGGAGAGCCUAUCUGCUCCAUACCUGCCUCCCCCUGAGGGUGGACUGCACCUUCAGCUACCUGGAGGUCCAGGCCAUGGCGCUGCAGGAGACACCCCCUCAGGUCACUUUUGAGCUGGAGUCCCUGCCUGAGCUGGUCCUGGAGUUUCCUGAUGUGGCUGCCCUGGAACAGCUGGCCCAGCAUGUGGCUGCAGCCAUCAAGAAGGUCUUCCCUCGCUCAACUCUUAGGAAGCUAUUCCGGAGGCCCACACCCUCCUCAAUACUGGCUCGGCUGGAGAGCAGCAGCCCCUCAGAGUCCAGCUGUAGUCCCUGCGGUGGCUUCUUGGAGACUUACGAGGCUCUGUGUGACUACAAUGGCUUCCCUUUCCGAGAAGAGAUUCAGUGGGAUGUGGACACCAUCUACCACCGUCAGGGCUGCCGCCAUUUCAGCCUAGGAGACUUCAGCCACCUUGGCAGUCGGGACCUGGCCUUAAGUGUAGCUGCCCUGUCCUACAACCUGUGGUUCCGGUGUCUCUCCUGUGUGGACAUGAAGCUGAGUCUCGAGGUCUCAGAACAGAUUCUGCACAUGAUGAGUCAGUCUUCCCACCUGGAGGAGCUGGUGCUGGAGACUUGUGGCCUGAGGGGAGACUUUGUCCGGAGACUAGCCCAAGCGCUCUCAGGACACUCAAGCUCUGGGUUGCGGGAGCUCAGCCUGGCAGGGAAUGUGCUGGAUGACAGAGGCAUCAUGGCACUCAGCAGACACCUAGAGCAUCGUCCAGGAGCCCUGAGGAGACUCAGUCUAGCACAGACAGGGUUGACACCUCGAGGAAUGAGGGCUCUGGGCCGGGCACUGGCUGGCAAUGCUGCCUUUGACUCUGCCCUGACCCACCUAGACCUUUCUGGGAACCCUGGGGCCCUGGUGGCCUCCGAGGACAGUGGGGGCCUCUAUAGUUUCCUGAGCCGUCCUAAUGUUCUGACCUUCCUGAAUCUGGCAGGCACCGAUGCGGCCCUGGACACUCUCUUCGCGGCGCUGUCCCGCGGCUGCUGUGCCAGCCUCACCCACCUCGAUGCUUCGAGGAAUGUCUUCUCCCGCACGAAGUCCCGGGCUGCGCCAGCCUCCCUGCAGCAAUUCCUCAGCCACUCGGGGACGCUGCGGCAUCUGAGCCUGGCGGGCUGCAAGCUGCCGCCAGACGCGCUCAGGGCCCUAUUGGAUGGCCUGGCUCUCAACACGCACCUCCGCGACUUGCACUUGGACCUCAGUGCUUGUGAGCUGCGCUCCGCUGGCGCCCAGGUGAUACAAGACUUAGUGUGUGACGCAGGCUCCGUCAGCUCCCUGGAUCUGGCUGAUAAUGGCUUUGGCUCGGACAUGGUGACUCUGGUGCUGGCCAUUGGAAGGAGCCGGUCCCUGAGACAUGUAGCUCUUGGAAGGAACUUCAAUGUCCGGUGCAAGGAGACCCUGGAUGACGUCCUGCACCGGAUUGUCCAGCUUAUGCAGGAUGACGACUGUGUGAGUUCACCUUGUGAUCCAAAGGCAACAGACCCUUCUGAUUCUUGCUCCCUCAAACCCUGUGGCCUGUCCUUUUUGCUGACCCUUUCCAACCAUCAAAGACUUCCUUUUAACUACCAGCCUCUGCAGUCUCUGUCCGUGUCUGAGUCUCGGCUGAAGCUGGGCGCCAGCGUCCUACUCCGGGCCCUGGGCACUAAUCCUAACCUUACAGCCCUGGAUAUCAGCGGCAACGGCAUGGGGGAUGUGGGCGCCAAGAUGCUGGCCAAGGCGCUGCGGGUCAACACGAGGCUCCGGUCUGUGGUCUGGGACCGGAACCACACUUCUGCUCUGGGCCUGCUGGACGUGGCGCAGGCAAUGGAACAGAACCACAGCCUGAAGGCCAUGCCUCUGCCACUGAACGACGUGGCCCAGGCACAUCGCAGCCGCCCGGAACUGACAGCACGUGCAGUCCAUCAGAUCCAAGCCUAUCUCUUGAGGAACAACCGCGCAGACCCUGCCUCUUCGGACCACGUGUCGAACCUUCAGCCAAGGAGUCUGGUUUCAGACCCCUCAGAGCAGGAAGUGAACGAACUAUGUCAGUCGGUGCAGGAGCACAUGGAGCUGCUGGGCUGUGGGGCUGGGCCCCAGGGUGAAGCUGCUGUCCACCAGGCUGAGGAUGCCAUCCAAAAUGCCAACUUCUCUCUCAGUAUUCUCCCCAUUCUGUAUGAGGCUGGGAGCUCCCCAAGCCAUCACUGGCAGCUUCGGCAGAAGCUGGAGGGUCUCCUUGGACAGGUGGGUGAAGUCUGCCGCCAAGACAUCCAGGACUUCACUCAGGUCACACUGGACACAACAAGGAGCCUCUGCCCACAGAUACUGCAGGGAUCUGGCUGGAGGGAGCAGCUAGAGGGGGCCCUGGUGGGCUCCAGGGGCUUCCCAGAGCUGCUGCCAGAACAGCUGCUACACAAUGCCUUCACUAGGCUCAGGGACAUGCGGCUGUCAGUCACAGGGACCUUGGCAGAGAGCAUUGUAGCUCAGGCUCUGGCAGCUCUGAGUGCAGCUCGGGACCGGCUGGUGAGGGGGAGCUGUGUGUGUGUGUGUACACCAACACACAGUAUCAUGGCUGUCUUGCAUGGGCUCUGCAAUGUCUUCUGGGGUCAUGUAGCCCAAGGCUAUUUCUGGGUUCCCUUAGCACCAAUGGGAUCAUGGCUGAGGCCCUGUCUGCCCAUCUUUGGCUGCCUGGUAUUGCAGGUUGAGAGUCUGGCUCAGCAGGCAGCAGUGGCAAUGCCCUCUACUCUGCCCACACUGGAUGGAGGUGAGCCUAUCCCCCUUGGGCCUGGGGAAUUGGAAGGUUUUGUCUUCCCUGAGAAGGAGGAGGAGGAUGUGGAGAAGGAAAAAAAGAAGGAGAAGGAUGACAGUCCUUCUGGGAAAUGGCCUGAACCCAGACACGGUUUUCACCUGGUCUCAUCCAUUCACACUGCUGAGGAACCGGAGCCCGAGGUGGCGGCUCCGGGGGAAGAUGCGGAGCCGCAGGCGGGGCCUUCCGCACGCGGCUCUCCGAGCCCUGCCGCCCCUGGCCCCCCGGCCGGCGCGCUGCCUCGCAUGGACCUGCCACCCGCCGGACAGCCCCUGCACCAUCCAACCCGGGCCCGGCCGCGGCCGCGCCGCCAAUACCACCACCGUCCGCCGCCGGGGGGCCCGCAGGUGCCCCCAGCCUUGCCGCAGGAAGGGAAUGGGCUCAGUGCCCGCGUGGACGAGGGCGUGGAGGAAUUCUUCUCCAAAAGGCUGAUCCAGCAGGAUCGCCUCUGGGCCCCGGAGGAGGACCCGGCCACUGAAGGGGGUACUGCUCCUGUGCCCCGUACCCUGCGAAAGAAGCUGGGCACACUUUUUGCCUUCAAGAAACCUCGUUCAACACGGGGCCCACGGCCUGAUCUAGAGACCAGCCCUGUGGCAGCUCCCCGCAUCCGGAAAACCACACUUGGUGACCUGCUGCGGCCACCAACCCGUCCCAGCCGUAGUGAGGAGCCUGGUGGGGCUGAGGGAGGCACCAGCAGCCCUGAUGCUGCCCGCAGGAGUCGGCCUCGCUACACAAGGGAUAGCAAGGCCUACUCCAUGAUCCUGCUACCUGCUGAGGAGGAGGAAGCAACACUGGGUACCAGACCUGACAAGCGGCGGCCCCUGGAGCGGGGAGACACAGAGCUGGCCCCAUCCUUUGAACAGCGGGUACAAGUGAUGCUGCAGAGGAUAGGAGUAAGCCGAGGCAGUGGGAGUGCGGAAGGCAAGAGGAAGCAAAGCAAAGAUGGCGAGAUCAAGAAAGCUGGCUCAGAUGGUGACAUCAUGGACAGUUCCACAGAGGCCCCUCCCAUUUCAAUCAAGUCCCGUACCCACUCCGUAUCUGCCGACCCCACAUGUAGACCUGGCCCAGGUGGUCAGGGGCCUGAGUCCACCACCUGGAAGACACUGGGGCAGCAGCUGAAUGCAGAGAUCAGGGGCCGUGGUUGGGGCCAACAGGAUGGCCCAGGGCCCCCUUCCCCUUGUGAAAGCCCAAGCCCCCGAAGAGCCAGCCCUUCCCCAGAUAGUCUGGGCCUCCCAGAAGAGCCCUGCUUGGGUCCCAGGGAUGAAGAUGGCCAGCUGAGGCCGCGGCCUCUCUCGGCUGGGCGACGAGCAGUGUCUGUGCAUGAGGAUCAGCUCCAGGCCCCUGCUGAACGGCCCCUGCGACUACAGCGCUCCCCCGUCCUCAAACGCAGACCGAAGCUCGAGGCACCCCCAUCCCCAAGCCUAGGAUCUGGUCUUGGAACUGAGUCUCUGCCCCCACAGCCCACAGAGCCCGCCAGCCCUGAGCGGAGCCCACCCUCCCCAGCCACAGACCAAAGAGGCGGCGGCCCCAACCCCUGAUCUUGUCCUGCCGCAUGAGAUUAUUUUAUUAAAAAACUGAAAGGAAA
Messenger RNA from Nycticebus coucang (slow loris), 4883 nucleotides. RefSeq names its product capping protein regulator and myosin 1 linker 2 (gene CARMIL2). The transcript is spliced from 37 exons. Gene Ontology annotation, cellular component: lamellipodium; plasma membrane. Gene Ontology annotation, biological process: cell migration; regulation of Arp2/3 complex-mediated actin nucleation. NCBI's taxonomy places the organism in Eukaryota, Metazoa, Chordata, Mammalia, Primates, Lorisidae. The record is from RefSeq and is a predicted model, not a curated record. Bases 337 to 4836 code for a protein of 1499 amino acids. Gene Ontology annotation, molecular function: protein binding.